AAAAUUGAAACAAAUUAACCGGAGGGAUUUUCGGUGCUUUUUGGGUGAGACACCGGAAGUUCGCCGCUUUUAUUUGUGAGUCCACUUCCUGUUGUGAGUCCAGCGGCUGCGCACAAACUGCAGAUCUUCCGCUAACAAACCGAGAAAAAGACUACAACUACCAGGUAAAGUGAAGAGAUAUCAGGUCUAUAAUGUCACUGUGGGCGAUAGCAGUGAAGUUUAAUUGAUUUCACAUUAAUUUAUGGUUCUGUUCGUCUUUAUGGAGCUAGUUCUGCUAACGUUAGCUCGGAGCUAACCGGCUCACAAACGGACGAGUUUGUUUUUACUGACUUCCGGUAACAACGCGGGUUUUAUUGGACUCUUUGUGUUUAAUCCGUCUGCAAUAAUCCAACCUUUACAUUCUCCGACUCUCCUCCAGGUGGAUGGUCCAACACAUCUGGAGGACAUGAGUCCGGAUUCCAGCUGAUUCCAGGUGUGUCACAGAUUCCAGGUGUGUCACAGAUUCCAGGUGAUUCCAGGUGUGUCACUGCUGCAGGGAGGCCAUGGAAGGCAGUCCCUGUUCGUCUGAGCCGGACAGUCCCGGAGGUCUGAACCGAGGCUGCCUCCUGGACCCGGCUGAUGUCCUCUAUCAUGAUCUCUCCAUCAUCGUCCCAGAGACACCCAGCCCACAGCUCGGCAAACGGAGGAGACGUGGUCGCAUCGCAGAGGAACACUUCAGUCCUGUGGCGGUCGGCAGCUCUCCGGGACGACCGGAAGUUCCUUCUGGCACCGAACGAGGUUUCUCUCAUAAUUCCAAACGCAGGCGGCUGGUGGCGGCGAUGGGGGAGCAGAGCUUCGUUCCAGCUUCAUCUCUGAGGGCGUUCCCUCUGAGCAGCUGGCUGGAGGCCCCGGUGUCCACUGCAUCCUGUUCCUCCUCCUGCUCCUCCUCCUCCUCCUCAUCGGCCUACCUCACUCCAGUAUCAGAGGAGGAAGUGGCGGGCCCCGCAGUAGAAGCCAGCCCUGCUUGUUUGGACUGGAGGAGGAGGCAAAGUCUGAUGUCAGCGACGGCGUCUGGGUCGCCUCUGCCCGCCUCAGAGUCCCUGUCCUUCCUGACCGCAGAGGAGAGGAGGUGGCUGAACGGAGAGCAAGGAAACGCCUCAACAGCACUGGAGGAGAUCGUCAUCAGUGACGAUGAGGAGGCCGUGGUUCGCUCGGCGCAGGAGGAGGAAGACGAGGCGUUGGCUCGAAGCCUGCAGGCCCAGUUCGACCAGGAGGAGACACACAGCAGACACCAGCACCACCUCCAUCAUCAUCAUCUUCAUCAGCAGAGCCACCACAGGUAUUACUCCUACAUGGAGCACAGCUGGAUGUCUCACAUGCUGGCUGCUGUCUCUCCGCUGGUCGGCUUUGAAGACGAUCCGAUUGGUCAACACAGGAGACGUGGCCGGGGCCGACGGAGGAACGCCCCGCUAGAGUUUUCAACAAACCUUCAGGGAAACGACUACGAGGCUCUGCUGGAGUUCGAGGAGCGUCAAGGAGCCGUCGUGUCCAAAAAGUUGAGCCGGAGGGAAAUCCAGAGGUUUCCCACCAAAACCUUCAAGUCUGCCAGCGGCGCCGGAAACACUCAGUGUCAGAUCUGUUUCUGUGACUACACUGACGGGGAGAAGCUGAGGAUGCUGCCCUGUUUCCAUGACUACCACGUCCAGUGUAUUGACAGAUGGUUAAAGGUAACACGCGUUACGUUCCCGCCACAAACACAGCCAGCAGUUUCUAGAGUUACGUGUUGUUACGAACACGUUAGGAAUGUUAAUAAUGUGAUAUUUCUUAAAGGGAGUUUGCGUGCAGGCGAGCUAUUUUAGUUGGAUUC
This is a messenger RNA of Morone saxatilis (striped sea-bass), 1846 nucleotides long. RefSeq lists its product as uncharacterized. The record is from RefSeq and is a predicted model, not a curated record. The transcript is spliced from 9 exons. NCBI's taxonomy places the organism in Eukaryota, Metazoa, Chordata, Actinopteri, Moronidae. The coding region runs from base 543 to 1838 and encodes 431 amino acids.